Messenger RNA from Andrographis paniculata, 2027 nucleotides. Its product is annotated as tryptophan aminotransferase-related protein 2-like. The transcript is spliced from 6 exons. Lineage: Eukaryota; Viridiplantae; Streptophyta; Magnoliopsida; Lamiales; Acanthaceae. The coding region runs from base 460 to 1815 and encodes 451 amino acids. Gene Ontology annotation, molecular function: carbon-sulfur lyase activity; transaminase activity. The record is from RefSeq and is a predicted model, not a curated record. Gene Ontology annotation, biological process: amino acid metabolic process.
UGCCGCCGGUCAAACUGUAUUACUGUAUCAAGAAUCUCUCUCUCUCUCCUUCCCCUUUCUCUCUCUAUUAUAUAUAUAUAUUGCCAAACAUUUUACCCAAUAAAACCCUCCUCAAUCUUUGGCCCAUUUGACCUCACCCCUUCACUACUCUAAAACCCUCUUCCCCCUACCAAAACAAAAAAAAAAAAAAAAAAAAGAAGAAAAAGUCUAAACUUGGUGGAUUUGAUGAGAAAAUCUUUGGGAGAUUCUCGUAUCUAUAUGAGCCUCCAGAAGUGGGAUUUCUUUUAAGAUUCCGCAGGUAUCAUUUAUGUGAUGUGAAUGCAUAUAUGCAUGAAAACAGGCCAUGCUUUUCUUCCUCCAUCGAACAAACUCACUCAAACACACACUCCUUUUAUCUGUUGGGUUGUGAUCUGGUAAAAGAGGAGUCUUUGUGGUUAGAGAUUUUUGGGUGAUUUGGGGAUGGAGUUGAGGAGAAUAAUUUUAGGGCACUUUUUGGUGAUUUCUUUGGCUUUGAACAUGGGGUUGCUGUACAGAGAUUAUUAUUACAACGGGAAUCGAAAGCCACAGGAUGUGUUCACCUUCAAAAAUAAGGGCAAGAAUGCUUCUUUGUAUGCUAAAAGAGAUGCCCAUCUUGGGAAGAGGACGUUUCUAGAAGCUUCUAAGGCUUCAUCUUCAUCUUCAUCUUCUUCGACUGUUCUUGAUGAAGUUAUUGAUCUUGAUCAUGGUGACCCGACGAUGUACGAGAGGUAUUGGCAACAAAUGGGAGACAAAACUACUGUGGUGAUCCCCGGAUGGAAAUUCAUCAGUUAUUUUUCGGAUGUUAGUAAUAUUUGUUGGUUUUUAGAGCCGGAAUUCGCCAGUGCUGUUUUCCGGCUGCAUAAUUUGGUCGGAAAUGCUGCCACUGAAGAUCGCCACAUUGUGGUUGGAACCGGCUCGACUCAGCUCUACCAAGCAGUGCUUUAUGCCCUUUCUGCGCCUAAUGCUACCGAGCCAAUCAGUGUUGUAUCUGUUGCGCCGUUCUACUCUUCGUAUCCGUUGAUCACUGAUUUUCUCAAGUCGGGACUCUAUACAUGGGCUGGCGACGCGCGCAAGUUCAAGCUCGAUAAGCCCUAUAUCGAACUAGUGACAUCCCCGAACAAUCCGGAUGGAUUCACACGGGAACCUAUAGUCAAUCAAAACCACGGGACAUUAGUUCACGACUUGGCAUAUUAUUGGCCUCAAUACACAGCAAUAUCUUCCCGUGCCGAUCAUGACAUCAUGCUCUUUACCGUCUCAAAAAGCACCGGUCAUGCCGGCACUCGUCUUGGGUGGGCUCUUGUUAAGGAUCGAGAAAUCGCCAAGAAAAUGACCGAGUUUGUCAUGCUAACCACCAUCGGGGUUUCCAAAGAGUCGCAACUUCGCGCGGCAAAAAUAUUACAAGUCAUUAGCGACUCGCACGAGCAAAAAGUUAGUAAGGAAAGCGAAGCCUUCUUCGACCAUAACUACAACCUCAUGACUCGUCGUUGGCAACAACUUAAAAAUGCCGUUAAAGCGAGCAACCUUUUCAGCUUGCCCGAUUUGCCCACCGAAAAAUGUGCAUUUAGCGGGCGAACUUUCGCGACACAACCCGCUUUUGCGUGGCUCAAGUGCGAAGGCGAAAUCGAUGAUUGCGAAAACUUUCUUCGCGGCCACAAGAUCAUAACGAGAGGCGGGAAGCAUUUUGGCGAUAGCAACAAGUUCGUUCGAAUUAGCAUGUUGCCGCGCGACGAAGUAUUCGAUAAAUUUAUUGAGCAAUUGUCGAUUAUUUCGUCUUUGCCGUCGUCGAAAGAUCGGUAGAGCCUUUGCUAAUCUUUCCAUGGAUGUUCUUGGCUAGUUCUUUCUUUGUAGUAAAUAUUUCCAAAAUUUGUUUUUUUCAUAUUGUAUUAUUUUUCCCUUUGAAGUAUGAUAUAUUUUGCUGGAAAUUGAAAGUUAAUAUAGUGUGAAAGUAGGAGUUAAAAGUAUGUUGUUGUUAUUGAUAAAAUUCGUUAAUAUAACGAUAUUUGAUACUA